AUGUAUUCAGAGGAAGAUGAACUUCUUGAGCACCAGUUCUCUGCAUUUUCAGAGAAAAAUGUACGAUUAGGGUUUACACGAAAAGUGUAUGGAAUUUUGCUGUGUCAGAUGGUUGUCACUAUUUUGGUGAUGGUGAUAUUUAUGUAUGUAGAACCUGUGAAAGAGUAUUCUAUGAAUAAUCCCUGGAUGUGGUUUACUGCUACUGGUAUAACUUUUGUAACCAUGAUUGUACUGGCGUGCUGUGAAGAUGUCAGAAGAAAGUUUCCAAUGAAUAUGAUUUUCCUUGGUAUAUUUACUUUGUGUGAGUCAGUAUUGCUAGGAGCAACAACAAGUUACUAUGAUGAAGUAUCCGUCCUACUAGCCGUGGGAAUCACUGCAGGUGUAUGCUUAGGCCUUACUCUCCUUGCAUUUCAAACAAAAUUUGACUUCACUAUGUGUGGGGGUCUGCUCUUCGUGUUUCUAAUCAUCUUGAUAGUUUUUGGUAUCUUUACUGCUAUAUUUCAAUCUAAGAUUCUGUCUGUAGUUUACGCCAGUGUUGGAGCACUUUUGUUUUCUUUCUAUCUGGUCUUUGACAUACAACUCAUGUCAGGUGGGAGUCAUACGUACAGCCUGUCCCCGAGGAAUACGUUUUCGCUGCCCUCAACCUAUACUUAG
This is a messenger RNA of Saccostrea echinata, 654 nucleotides long. Its product is annotated as protein lifeguard 2-like. The coding region runs from base 1 to 654 and encodes 217 amino acids. Gene Ontology annotation, cellular component: membrane. The transcript has 10 exons. The record is from RefSeq and is a predicted model, not a curated record. NCBI's taxonomy places the organism in Eukaryota, Metazoa, Mollusca, Bivalvia, Ostreida, Ostreidae.